AUUUGUUCUGAUAUCGAUCGGAGAUUGAAUGUUUAUGCGUUCGGAAAACUGAUUGACUUUCCCUUUGUCUCUGUAUCGAAGAAGACACCGAUCAACGUUUAUAGACAUUUUUUUCAGCUAUUCACCUGAGUGAAGAUAAUCAAAACCUCGGGGAGAACUUUUGUGCAGUCGACCUUCAAAGGAUUGCAUCAAGGGCGAUCACCCCAGCUUGUUUAUAGACACAACAGAGUUCGUCGUGAGAGGAUCAGCCGCCGUUGGAGGCGAACAACAUAUCAGCUGUCAGCGCUUCGGAACUCAAUAAUCCCAUCGACGACACUACCAAAACGGAAGAAAUGGGCGGACUGCGCAACCGAUUAAUGUGCCGAUUUGUCAGUUCGACAUGUUUCCAGAUGAACCGACGCAAGACCCUAGGCGAAGAUCUCAUGGAAACUCCUUUACGACGAUGUCUCUCCACUCUCGACAUCACAAUGCUCGGAAUUGGGCAUAUGGUGGGUGCCGGUAUUUACGUCUUGACCGGAACCGUAGCUCACAGCAUGGCAGGUCCUGCCAUCGUUUUGAGUUUCCUGAUCGCUGGAUUAGCAUCCGUUCUGGCGGCAUUAUGUUACGCCGAGUUUGGAAGUCGAGUACCAAAGGCCGGAUCCGCUUACGUCUACACUUACGUAACUAUAGGAGAAUUCUGGGCUUUCGUCAUCGGCUGGAAUAUUCUUCUCGAACACAUGAUAGGUGCGGCGUCAGUAGCCAGGGCUUGGAGCGGUUACGUUGAUGCUUUGACUGGCGGAGUUAUAGCAAACGCUACAGCCGGAACUUUUGGUGAAAUGCACAGUGGAAUGCUGGCCAAGACUCCCGAUUUCUUGGCCUUUGCCGUUUGCUUGGCCUAUUGUGGUCUUUCCACAUUGGGCGUUAAAGGCUCAUCCUACUUUAACAGUUUCUUCACCAUGGUGAACAUCGGCGUGAUUGUCUUUGUGAGUGCAUUCGGUUUCUACUGGGCCGAUUACCGCAACUGGACCGACUACGGAGGAUUCACGCCGUUUGGCUUCUCCGGAAUCUUGAGCGGAGCGGCCACUUGUUUCUACGCUUACGUCGGCUUCGACAGUAUCGCCACAUCGGGAGAAGAGGCCCGUGAUCCGAGUUUCUCCAUCCCGGUGGCAACUUUCGUUUCGAUGAGCGUCGUUUCCUUAGGUUACAUUUGCGUUUCGGCCGCUCUCACCCUAAUGGUGCCCUAUACCCUCAUCAACCCGACGGCGGCGUUGCCGGACGCUUUCGCCUCUCACGGCAUCACCUGGGCGCGGAUCGUCAUCAGCGUCGGGGCGUUGGCCGGAAUGACGACCACACUAUUUGGCUCGCUCUUUUCUCUUCCACGGGGAGUGUACGCAAUGGCACAAGACGGUCUUCUCUUUAAAGUCUUUGCUAGAGUCAACGAGAAGACCCAGGUCCCGUUGAUAACCAUCGGCGUCUGUGGACUCUUUAGCGCUUUCGUAGCUCUCUUUUUCGAUAUUGAAAAACUAGUCGAAUUCAUGUCCAUUGGCACUUUGAUGGCCUACACCAUCGUCUCGGCAGCUGUCAUUAUACUUCGCUAUCGUCCCCUCGUCGUUAGAUCCGACGUGCUUCCCUUAACAGAAUCCCCCGUGUCACCUGGAAGCGCCAAGGACUUUGUUAACAUGCUGAAUGAAGCUGGGCGAUUGAAACCGAAAUUCUAUUGGAUCGAACGGCUCGUGGGCAGGUAUGAACCGGGUGUUCUUCCAGCUUAUUGCGUCUUUAUUUUCACCGUCACCUGUGGCUGUAUUUUCUCCAUUCUCCAAUGGGGAGGAAAGGCCGUCUACCAUCCUAAUGGUCCGGAAUGGUGGCUCAUCGUGUUACUAACUUUCCUCGUUGCAGUUUCUCUCAUUACUAUAGCUCUUAUUGCUGUUCACAAUCAAUCGACCGAAGGAUUGAGAUUCAAAGUCCCUUGGGUUCCCACCAUUCCAGCACUUUCUAUCGUUGCUAAUGUCGCACUUAUGGUUAAUUUGAAUCCAAUGACGUGGGUUCGAUUUGGCAUCUGGAUGUCUAUAGGUUUCGUUAUUUACUUUGCAUACGGAAUGAGACACAGCAAAGAAAACGCUACAGUAACCUCUUACUCUGGUUUACUGAAAUCGAAUUCCCGCACAGGAGAGUGGGGUUCUACUCUGACGGCCAAAGAUCUACCCGAUACACCGACGUCUCAGACAGAAAAUUAAAAAAACAGACAAUUAUUUUUCAAAAGCUACUGUUUCUGUGUCACGUUUAAAUUUUAGAUGUAUUUAAAAAAAGAAAAAGAAGUUUAAUUUUAACUAUUCAGAGCCACCGUUUUCAAAUGUAUUACAGGCCAUAUUUAAAAAAUAAAGAAGAGAGAAUGGCCGAAAUACACAUUUAUCUGCAACAGCAA
Molecule: messenger RNA, 2401 nt
Organism: Daphnia pulicaria
Lineage: Eukaryota; Metazoa; Arthropoda; Branchiopoda; Diplostraca; Daphniidae
Product: cationic amino acid transporter 4-like
Exons: 8
Coding region: 333-2213 (626 amino acids)
Biological process (GO): transmembrane transport; amino acid transport
Cellular component (GO): plasma membrane
Molecular function (GO): amino acid transmembrane transporter activity
Source: RefSeq, a predicted model, not a curated record